UUGAUUGCACAUCUAAUUUCGUAGAAUAUUUAAAAUUAAUUUUAUUUUAACUCUUAAUUAAUUUAACUGAAAAUUGUAAUAUAAAAAUGAAUUCUUGCACUGACAAUGAGGCUAUCAGCAAGGAUGAUAAAAAAGAAAAAUUCUAUGUUAUAAAAAAUAUGAAAAAGUUGAAAGAAAUGGAUUACAAAGAAAUUAUCGAUUAUGUGAAAAAUUUGCACAAAUUUGUAGAAAAAAGAGAAAAAAAGUUAAAAAAGUAUAAAGAAAAAGUUAAAAUAUGGCAAAAAAAAUACAGAAAAAUUAAAAAAGGCUUUACAGGAGCAAAUUUCAAUGAAUCCGAUUCGUCAUUUGUGUCAAGCAAAAAUUCAGAGAAAGAAUUAACUAAAAAAGAAAAUGAAAAAUUGAAUGAUAAUGUAAACUUUAUUGAUGAAAUCCGACAAGUAGCAGAAACAACACAAAAUGAAAAUGGUUUUGUUUAUGAACCCACUUCUGGUUUAUACUAUGAUCAAAAGACUGGUUAUUACUACAAUGCAGAAUAUGGUUUAUAUUAUGAUGGAAAUACUGGUUGUUAUUAUAAAUUUAAUCAAGAUAAAAAUGAAUUUGAAUUUCAUUCUCAAAUUCAUCCUCAAAGCAGCAAAAUAGAUCAGGCUCAACAACAAAAUGAUGAUUACAAUAGAAACUAUCACGGUGAUGAAAGGAUAGUAAACGAUGGAGAACAAGAUUUUUUACUAAGUAAAUCCAAUAGGCGAGGUUUGAAACGGAAGCCAAACAAAAGACGAAAAAUUUACAGAAGUGAAGAUGACUCUGACGACUUUAUUGUGCCAGAAAAUAGGGAAGAUGGGGAGAUUUCUUCCUCUGAUAGUGAAAAAGAUAAUGUUCAAAAUUAUGACAUAGCACACAUUCAAGAUAUCGCGAAAAAAUAUCCGCCUUCUUUACGUAUUAUUGUUCAAGAGACUAAUUUAGACAAAAUAAAAGUUGGAACAUUAUAUAUAGUAACAUUUAAAGGCGGAACCUUGGGGAGAGAAGGGAAUCACGAUGUUGUGUUGCCAGACAUAAAUAUUUCUAAGUUUCAUUUGAAAUUUUCUUAUGAUGAAAAGAAAGAGAUUUAUCAAUGUGUAGAUUUGGGCUCGAGAAAUGGAACCCUUUUAAACGGAAGGCGUAUUUCAUCAGCUAAGCAAGAAAGCGAAUUGACUGAUAUUACUCACGGCAGUAUUUUACAGAUAUCUCAAACAAAACUUAUGUGUCAUAUUCAUUCUGGUAAUACAACAUGUGGCCUUUGUGAGCCUGGCCUUCUAAUAGAAACAAGGGAUGUUGAAAAAAUGGAAUUGUUAAGCCACAAACAACAAUUAAAAAAAUUGCAAAAGCGUUAUGGGUUAGAAAACGAAAAAUAUACGGAAAAAAAAUCAAAUCUAUCUGAAAAAUAUAAAGAUCGAGCUUCAGAUCGAAGGGCAAAAGUGGGAAGUUCAAGCCAACAUGAAAAAACUGAAAUAGCCUCAACAGAAACACAAAUUGCUAAUACAAACAAAGGCUUUAAAUUACUUUCUAAACUUGGAUGGAAGGAGGGUGAAAGUCUGGGAAAAGAUAAAGAUGGAUUAGUGGAGCCUAUUAAAGUAGUUGCGAAUGAAGGUACUAUUGGUUUAGGUUGUAAAGAAGUUAAUUAUCCUGUUUUGUCACAAACCAAAAUAAAAAAAGUUAAUCAGUGGAAAAAAGUUCAAGAAAGAUAUAACAACAUUUCUAAAGCAGAUAUUUUUUGUGAUAGUAAGAGUAGCAGUGAUAGUGCAUAAAUACCAAUUUUGUUUUAAAAAUUUGUAUUUUUAAUUGUGAAAAAAUAUUGCAAUAUUUUAUAUUGUCAUUAUAAAAAUGUUUGUGUAAACGCCAUAUUACCAUGUGAAAUAAAUUGUAAUUUAUAUUGUAAUAAUUAAUAUAAUGUAGAUACAAUAGUUAAAUACAA
This is a messenger RNA of Condylostylus longicornis, 1948 nucleotides long. RefSeq names its product angiogenic factor with G patch and FHA domains 1. The transcript is spliced from 10 exons. The record is from RefSeq and is a predicted model, not a curated record. Bases 87 to 1781 code for a protein of 564 amino acids. Gene Ontology annotation, molecular function: protein binding; nucleic acid binding. NCBI's taxonomy places the organism in Eukaryota, Metazoa, Arthropoda, Insecta, Diptera, Dolichopodidae.